GGUUGAAAAGCCUAGAGUAAUAUCCGAUAGGAGUGUCUGUGUUCUUUGGUUGUUGGUCUAAGGUGAUCGGAUUUAUUUCGAGAACCUCGGGUCGACCAUCAGGGAACAUCGACCGUGUCAUUUCCGGUUAUCUACGAUCGGGGGUGUCACAAAGGUGGUAUCAGAGCAUGGUUAUACGAUGCUUGAAUGGGACUUGUUUCAAAUAAUUUUCGAGUCGAAAAUGUGUCGCAAGGAUAAUUAGGAUAUGCUGGUUUGUUCCUUCUUUUAGAAAUAGAUAGACCUGGGUAGAAACUUACCAUGAUCUUUCGUUGCAGAUGCCACCGAGAAGAGCACUCUUUGGACGCCGUGGAGGUCCAAACCUCCCAAUUUCGAUUUCAUCAUCUUCAGACUCUUCGCCGCCAUCUACUCCGACACCACUUCCGACUGCUAGCUUUGAUGCUACACCUUCGGGAUCUAGCUUUGAGACUGACCCGUCUGAAGGGUCAUAUAAUCAGACACCUGUGCACAUGCCAUUGUCUCCAGACCCGUAUUUUAUGGACAUCGAGGUGGAUGUGGUACACGAUAGUCCAGUGCACGGAGAUCAUUACGCAGCUCCUGCAUCUCCUGCCGCUCAUAUUCCACCGGCCCCUGCCGCACCUAUUCCGGCAGCACAACCUCAACCAGCGCCAACUGAUCCAGCUAUAAUAGCACUUCUAGAACUGAUGGCUGAGAUGGUGAAUUUGCAACAUCAAGCAUUGAAUGCACAGCGUGAAGCACAGCGUACUCAGCCAGCUCCAGUACCUACCACUUCUCAUCCGGACUUUCUGAAGAUAGUCAUGAUUAUGAAGAACUUGGGGACGAAGCGUUACCAGGGAGGUACUGAUCCCUUUGAAGCUGAUGCAUGGCUGCACAAUCUCGAGCAGAACUUUGCUGCAACCCGUUGUCCGGUAGAAUUCAAGAAGGACGUGGCUGUUUACUAUCUGGAGAAGGACGCCAUCAGUUGGUGGUUAUGCGUAGAGAGGAACUUUGGAGACUUCAAUCUGAGUUGGGCUGACUUCCGUACAGCGUUCGUUCGAAAGUACUUCCCACCGGAAGCCCGUGAUCGAUUGGAGAUUAAAUUCAUGGAGCUAGUUCAGGGAGGAUUAUCUGUUAGGAAGUAUGAGGCAGAGUUCACCCGUCUCAGGAAAUAUGUCCACUAUGGUCGAGAGGACGAGAUGAUGAUUAUCCGUAAGUUCCUUCGAGGACUUAACCCAUAUAUCAGGAGCAGACUUGAGGCAGUAGAGUUUCAUAGGCUUGCUGAUCUUGUUGAGCGUGCUGUGAACGUGGAGGAGGCCAUUGCUGCUGAGAGAGCUUCUUCUAGCCAUUCUGCACAACCUAGACGUCCAUCCGUUCAAAGUCAGCCUCAGCCACAUUCUCCUAUGCCGCGAGGACGGGGAGGUAGAGCUUUUCGGGGAGGUCGAUCUGGAGAUCCUAGACCUAGAACCCCAACUUGUUUCACUUGUGGCCAGCUGGGCCAUGUUAGGAGAGAUUGUCCGACCGUGGGACAGUUCCAACCGGCUGUACCAUCUCACAUCACUUGUUUCACGUGUGGAGAGCGAGGACAUUACGCGACAUCAUGUCCACACACUCAUCUUGCUCAGCCUGUUGUUACGAGUGCUCAACCCGUUGUACCAGUUAACCCACCUUUACCCUUACCUCCUGCUAAGCGUCAAGCCACUGCUGGUAGGGCUUAUGCUUUAGAGUUACCAGGACCAUCCGGACCACCUCAGGGUCCGAUUUCAGGUUUGUUUUCCUAACCAAUUGAGUGUUGCAUAAUUUUUAAAUGAUUGGUAAAUUGGUGAUAUAAAUAAAAAAUAGUAUAAAGUUGUUGAGUAAGUAAUUGAAGGGAAAGUCAAUUAUUGUCAGCGACUUUGCUUGUGGGUGGAAUAUCCGCCCACAUCCUUUUCGAUUUGGGAGCAACACAUAGUUUUGUAGCUCCCGAAGUAGCAUCAUGAUUCGAUGGAGAAUUCACUAAGGUGAAUUUAUCCAUUCCCGUUCUCCUGGAGAUCAAGUUCUUGAAACUGAAGGUGAUUGGCUGUCAAGUUACCGAGCUAACCUUGAUUGUGGUCGAAGGAAGAUUGUUUUCGAGAGAGAUACCCAACCCCCUUUAGCUUACCAUGGCAUAGUACCAAGUGUUGGAGCGUCAUUAGUGUUAGCACUGAGAAUUGAAAACCUUUUGGAGAAGGGUGAAGAAGUAUACUUAGUGACCUUAGUUGUUGGACCAGUAGAAGACGAGAAAGAGCAGAACAUGGAAGAAAUACCAGUAGUCAGAGAAUAUGAGGACGUGUUUAAGGCAUUAGAGGGAUUGUCGCCGUCUAGGAGUAACGCCUUUAGUAUAACCUUAGAACCCGGAUCCGCUGCAAUAGCAAAGGCACCAUACCGAAUUGUCGCUAGAGUUGGAGAACUAGCCUAUAGACUAGAACUUCCACCUGAUAUGCCUAUGCAUCCGGUAUUUCAUGUAUCGAUGCUAUGUAAGCAUAUACCAGAUCCGAAUAUGGUCGAGCCGCAGCGACCAGAGAACUUGCAACCUAACCUCACCUAUCCUGAAGGUCCUUUGCGAAUAGGCGAACAUCGUUUCAAUAAAUAGAAGAAUAGGGAAAUUUCGCAAGUUUAAGUAUUUUGGGAAAAGUGACAGAGAGUUGUUAUAACAUGGAAGGAUGAAGAUAAGUUCCGAGCUGAUUACCUAGAACUCUUCUCAGAUACCCCAGUCGUCCAGUAAAAGGUGUACACUUGUAUUUUGAGAAUUCGGGACGAAUUCUUUUAAGGGGGGAAGAGUGUAAUAACCCUCACGAGCCAAUAAAUUUUUGGUAGAGAAAAAUCCCGCUCAACCAGUUUUUAGUUGGUUCGACCAUGAUUAAUAAAAAUAAAAAUCGACCCGGUAGAUUAAUUUCUCGACGGGACUGUCUUGUGGUUGAAAGACCUUCACUUGAUAGUUUGGUCGAGUCUUAAAUAUUUUGGUCGAAUUUUUAUUAAACUGGAAGAGAUUUUCCGAGAACAAGACGAGAGCCAAAGACAAGGAAUAUUUAGUUAAAAAUUAUUGGAAAUUAUCAACCAACUGCUACAAGUAAUUUUGGACCAGACUCAUGUCUUCCACCAGCCUGCUUGCUCAGUCUUUAAUCACAUGACUUGCACCUGCCUGCUUGCUUAGCUUCUUCAGUAAAUGGCACAUGACAAUCACAAGCUGCCUGUGUGCUUGCUUCCUCCUUUAAUUAUUUAUGAUUGGCUGGAAACUACUUCAUGGGAGGGAAAGGACAGUAUGGUGUAGAUGAUGAAACAGGUUGCCAGCUGUCUGCUCUCAGCCAAGCUUUGUUAUGAGCUAAACCCUCAGGUGAAGCAACCACAGCUUGUAUUUAACCCUCCUCCAGCUGCUUCCCACGUUCUGAAACCUACAGAAAAACCUAGAGAAUUUCAGAGAGAAAGAGAGAAAGAAGAACAGAAAAAUCAGUGAGAAAAUUAGGAAAAUAAAUCAAGAAACAAUUCUUGGUGAUCUAAUCUUCAACCCUAGACCAGUCUGUUGCUUUGAGAAAGAUCAGAAGGUGAGAUUUUAAAAUAAAAACCUAGACCUAGUUCAGUUCAGAUCAUGAUCAGGCCUUGAUCUUUCUCUUUGAUCAGUUCAGCUGCAAGCUUACCAUGGAGAAGAGGAUCAGCUGAGGCCAUCUAGUCCUUUAGUUCAUCUUGGUAAGCUUUGGUCUCCUAGCCUCAGUCAGUAUCUGAUCAGAACAGUUCAUGGCUACCUUAGAUCUUGGUCGGAUCAGUUGUAUAAGUUAUGAUACAGUUCAGUUCUUGUUUAGUUUCGGUUUGAAUCCAUCUCCUAAAACAGUUUGCUAAGCUGUUAUGGAUUGAUUGGAGAAACGAAACUAAACUCAGUCUGAUCUUGUCUUGAACUGUUGUUAACUGAAUAGAACUGAACUGAUCUGAUCUGGUAUGAAAGGAACCGAGCUUGAACUGAUUUGAUUUAAGUUGUUUAGCUUGAACCGAACUGUCGGAUUGUUGAUGUUCUGAACCCAACCUUACCCUGUUUUGAUCAGCUAAGGUGUGGAGCUUUGCUAGUCCCAUCCUAUCCAUUCAGUCUCUUGGUCCAUUCAGCUUUGUUCAAGAGGAACUUAAGUCUUGUCCAAGCCAGUUUCAAGACUGUUCUUUAGGUGAGUCUAGACAGAUGUUGAGAUAGAUCAUGAAUGAGUCCUUGAUUAAGUUAGUAAAGUGUCUGAAUAUUUAAGAAUUGUGUUGUGUUUACUCAUGGUAAACACUUACACUUAAUGAAUAAUUUUAAAGUGAGGUUAAUCCUAAUCUUAGUACUUGUUCUCAAGUACUAAUCUUAACUAUGAAAUAAUCAUGGUUUUGAUUAUGGAUUAAUCAUGGUUUAAUUAAGAAUUAAUCUUGGUUUAAUUGAAAAUUAAUCUGAGAUUAAUUGAGUACUAAUCUUGGAUUAAUUAAGUACUAAUCUUGGAUUAAUUAAGGAU
Messenger RNA from Brassica napus (rape), 4478 nucleotides. RefSeq lists its product as uncharacterized. The transcript has 2 exons. The record is from RefSeq and is a predicted model, not a curated record. The coding region runs from base 315 to 1775 and encodes 486 amino acids. Gene Ontology annotation, molecular function: nucleic acid binding; zinc ion binding. Lineage: Eukaryota; Viridiplantae; Streptophyta; Magnoliopsida; Brassicales; Brassicaceae.